GUGCGGUUCCCGUGAAAUUGAAGCGCUCCUUAAAAAUUACGAAAAACUACUGAAAAUCAAUAGUUUAAUUAACAAAUUAACCGUGAACUAUUAGAUUUGCCAUCAAAGUGGAAACAAAAGGGAGAGAGAGAUUGAAGGAGGGAGAAAAGGUCAAAAAUAGCUCGAGCUGAGGCAGAAAAAAAUAGACCAGAGCAGGUCAUGCUCCCCCAGAAGUCAUAGGAGAUAUAGAAAUGACUAAGCCGGAAGAGAAGCACCUGCAGCAGCUGCUUGUGCAAUUGGAGAAGGUGCCACGCCCCCAGUUGCAGCAGAAGUUCGUUGCCCACUUUAAGAAGGGAGGCAAGGGGAACCACCAGAGCAAUUGCAACCUGGAAGACUUUGCCGCUUACUUUCUGGAUGCACUGCGUCAGAACACAAAGCGAUAUUUCUACACGCGCAAUUCGGAGACUCCCGUGCAUUCUCUGACUCCCAUCCGUCAGCCCAAGCCACCGCCCGCUGAUGUGGCCAAGGAGCUGGAGGAGCAACACCAGCUUAAUGAUUCUCUCCUCAAUCGCAGCUGUAAGACAACCUCCACUUCGACAACGACGCCGGCUCGUCAGCAGCCGCAGGGCCGAAGAUCCACGCCAGGAAGUGGUGGUCAGUUUUCCAGCACGCCCAACAAAAGUGGAGGAGGAGGAGGAGCCGGAGGAGGUCACAGCUUCUGCCUGGGCGAUUUUCUGACCACGACGCCCAACCAAAGUCAGCAGCGAUCCAAGAAGAAGACCACGCCCCAGCAACAGCAACAGAAUCAACACCCUGGAGCGGGUUCAAUAGCUGGAGCCGGAGCCGGGUCUACACCGCAAUCCAAGCCUCGCCGACGUGUCUUACCCAUGACCAUCAGCAAGAAUGUUUCAGCCAGCUCCUCUUUUGGCGACACCAGUUCCUUCAGCAACGAUAAUAACCUAUGGCGAAUCUCUCAAAGCAGCGAGAUCUUUGAUAGAAGUCAAGGAGCAGCGCUGGAGAUGGAGGCCCGAAAGUCGCUAUUGCUGAACAAGCAGGAGAUCAAAAGCGAGGCGCCUGUGAAUGUCAGUCAGCAGGAGAGGACGCUGGAGGAUGAGGUAGUUGCUGAAGAAGCCUUUAGUUUGGAUGAUGUGAGCGAUACCAACCAAUUGCAGCUGCUAUCUACAUUGUAUAGCUUAUUGUUUGACCUGAAUUUAGUGCCUAAUGUCCUGAGUGAGCUGAGCUUUGUACUUCAGUUGCUCAAUAUACGAGACUUUGGGCAAUCACCCGAUGAGUCGGAUCCUUCCAUGCCUUUGGAGCGGCUCACUAAGUACAAAAACUGCGUUUACUUUGCCUUGAAGCUGCUGGAGAACCAGCAAAAGUUGUUACUCCAGCUGGACAAAAGGACUUUGGUGGUGCUGCUUCAAAACGAAAGACUGAGCCUUCUGCCCCCCGGGAUUAUGCAGCAACUGGAGGCGUCCUGCCAGCAGAGACCGGAGAUAACUACUCCCUUUGCUCUGGAGACCUCAUCCUCCUCCCAACAGAAUGUAUACUAUCAUGUGGAAAAGGAUUCCCGGGACAACUUUCCCUCGCAGAACGAGUUUGGGGCUUUUAAGACCCAGCGGGAUCUCUUUUACAAGGCCCUUAAGCAAUGGGAGGUGAGCCAUCUAAAUCGCAUUUUCAACUUCGCCAGCGAGCUGACGCCCCGGAUAAGGGAAAUCUUCAAAGUAUCGGAUCACCCUGUAAACAUGGCGCACUUUGCAAAAUUGUUUGUCAGUCAGCUGUUGAUCUCCGCCACUGAAACCACUGAAUCUCCAGAAGAACUGGGCAUUAAGCUGGAUCCUCUCAGACACAAUAAACUAGCCCAGCGCCUAGUGACCUCCAACUCUAGUGUGGAAGGUCAGUUUCCCCGUUCGCAGGCCUUUUUCCGCGACUUUAUCGCCGGAUGUUCAUCGGUGGCAUUUCUGGUGCAUCUGAAACUGGCUCUUUAUGUCCAACUAGUCCGCCACAACGAUUCCACAUUUGAUCUGCUUCAACUGGCAGAAGAUGUAGGUGCCGAGGAGCAGUCCGUUCAGCAGGGACCCUACAUCGUUCGCGUGCAAAGCAUGGCCAAUAUGCUGAUCCUGGCCAAGUUUCUUGGCUAUGUGACUGUUUUGCCUUUCAGUGGGACCACGCAGCAUGGCAAUCCAUCGCCGCCUUAUCUUUGCCCACAACAGUUGCAACUUCGCAGCCACUUUCACCCGGAUUUCAAUCUCCGAGAGAUUCUUGAACGCUCUAUGCGCCAGGGCAAGCUGCUAAUCACGCUUCCAUGGCUAGUUCAAUACCUGGUGAUGCUGGAUUUGGUCACCCUGCAUCUCCCAGACACGCUGGCCACCUUGGAGCUGCUCUACGGAUUGUAUGCCGCUAUUCAUGUGGAUAAACUGCAACCGGGGGCCGUAUUCAUAGCCAGAAGUUGCAUUGGCUGGCUUUUGGAUGCUCAGCCCCAAUUGGUUAAUGGUUACUACAGUCACCGGGCGCUUGAGGCCGGAGCUAGCAGCACUUCGUCGAUUGUGGAUCUCUGCUUGAGUGGGCUCCGUUGCCACGAGAAAUCUUUCGCCCCCUUGCUGGAGGAACUUUUGCCCGUGGCCUGUCCUUUUCUUCAAGAAUUCCGGGUCAGUAUCACGCCAUCUCGCCAGGCGAGAAGUGGCCGCUUCCGAUACAUAACCACCCGCUUAGAGCAGCUGCAGCAGAGCAGCAGCGCCACGUCUAAGGAGGCAAUGGCUCCCAGCGAGCUUACCCUCGCGGAGCAGCAGCAACGCAAGUUGGCGGAUGCCUUCUUGCACUCCCAGAACGCCUCCACCAGGAGAUUGAUUGAGUUCGUCACGGAGCGCAGCUUCAAGUGUGUGGUCAAGGAUGCCCAGCAGGAGAUUCUGCUCCCUUCAAAGGCGUCGGCGGAUGCCAAGGUUAACGAGAUCAGCUCUAUAAAGCAAGAUGAAGUGUAUGAGAUGCUGCAGCAGAUCUUUCAAGAGGCCAGGGAAAAUGCUUGCCAGCGCUGGAAGAUCCAGGUGCCGCUUAUGCUAGAUAGGCGCAUAGGUCAAUCCCUGGAGGCCCUUUUGCCCGCCAGCACCAAUGCAGUGCUGCGAUCUACAUAUGCUCAAUUAAUCCGCGUCCAAGCUCAGUCCCAGCUGCAACAGUGGCUUCAAUCCAGUGUACUACACUCCACCUUCUACCAUGGUGACCUCCGGGAGCUAGCCACUAAGGUGUGUCACUCCAAUAGAAACAAGGCGGAUGCAGCAGCUGCCGGUGGCGGUUCCAGCGAGCUCCAACUCAGCCCGGAUGUGGGCUUUAGCCUGUCGGAGUUACUCUUUCAGCUGCAGCAGUGGAUGCACUGCCUCAGCUUGCGGCCGGAAAAUGUUGGCAGCAGAGAAGAUCUGACCGCGCUGCUGCGACAAUCCCAACAGGCGGUUCUAUUUCCACAGAUGCCCACUGUUUUCUAUCACCUAAUUGGAUCUGGAUUGGUACACCUGCUUCAGUUGCUCAUUAACAGAAAACCGAAUUUUUUUGACGAGGAUGUAAUCUCAGCCAGCUGUUUGGUGUGGCGGUCGCCGCAAUUUAUGGCCAGUGAGGCUUCGCCCGGAAUCUUUGAGGGCCUGCUCAGCAUUACUUUUGUAGAGGAGAUGGGCAACAAUCCGGAUAGCUUUCGGUUGCUGGAGAAGCUCCUAAGAUCCAUGUUGGAGACGGGAGCAGUGCGGGCUGAUCAGCUCAACGAACUUUUUAUGCCGCUCUUCGCCGAGAACUGGCCGCCAAACGUGUGGAGCACCCUUUCCAACUUACUGCAGCAACUCUCUCUUUCCGGGAAAGACAUUGGAGGACACGACACCUCCGGCGAAAGCCACGAAGACGAGGCCAAGUCGCAACUCUUUAUGGAGAUGCUAGCCGAUUUAUCGCGGGAUCUGGAUAGUUUUUAAGUUAAGAAUGUUGGUUAUGUCACUUAGCGUUUGUUUCGAAUAAAUCGUUCCUUUUUGUAUUUGUCUGCUGAAAAUAACUCGGAAAUGAGGGGCAGAGUAUGUGGCCGAUAAGAUAGCGAUAGCUGUUGGAAUCUAAUCAGCGAGAGAAUGUGUCACUUUCGCAGUUUUAGUUUCGUUAUGCUGUGCAAACGUUGAGGCCACUUAAAGGGAA
Molecule: messenger RNA, 4134 nt
Organism: Drosophila rhopaloa
Lineage: Eukaryota; Metazoa; Arthropoda; Insecta; Diptera; Drosophilidae
Gene: dlt
Product: protein disks lost
Exons: 2
Coding region: 231-3923 (1230 amino acids)
Biological process (GO): chromatin organization
Cellular component (GO): nucleus
Source: RefSeq, a predicted model, not a curated record